CCGUCGGUAUAUUCCGAGGAAAUUCCUCGGGAUAUUCCGAGGAUUUCAUUUUUCGUCGGAAUGUCCGUCAGAAUACCGCUAUUUUCUUGUAGUGGUUCUUCACAAUUUUUUUGGGGAAUCGUAGCUUACUGUUGUUACGAAUGAGAGGGAACAAAGAGACAAAGAAUGAAUGUAAAAUGACGCUAAUAUGCUCUCAUUAAGUCCGCCUAUAACACCAAUUUAAAACUCUCAUAGUUCACUAAAAUUCCCAACAAAUUUCCAAAGAAAUUAAAUAAAUAUUUUUAAAAAUUAAUUAUGUAGAAAAUUUGUCGAAGAUUUCUUCAUGAAUAUGAAUUCAGUCGGAAAUGGCCUUGUUUUUUAUAGUGUACUGACUGUUAGUAAUUAUGUAUCCAUUGCGUUUGAUUUAUUUUCAUGUAGCUCUUGAUUUUUCUGAUUUCCUUACCAGCAUAAAUGGUAUCUGAAUUAUUGUUCUUCACUACACAUGACAAAAAAUUUAGUUUUAGUUAAUAAAUUACAUAUUGAUUGUACAAGUUACGUACGAAUAAAAAUAGAAGAUUAUACACAGUAUGCCAAAAUCAUAAAUACAUAAUCAUAAAGUAAGUAUAAUUUUAGUAAAAAGUGACCAGAACAAUAUUGCAAUGUUGCACCAAAAUUUAGCCCAUAAAAACAUAUAUGUGUUGGAAGAAGAUUCUACAUUGGAAAUAUGUAAAGGAUUAAGUAAUAUAUAAAUGACUUCGGCCAUUGCAUUUACCGCCAAUUGGUUUUAAGUUGGAAGUUCAGUAAAUUUGUCAUGGUAUCAGAGCAGACCCACACACUGACCCAUUAAUCCGAUCAAAAAAUGGCCCGAUCUUCCCACGAAUUGAUGGCCCAAGGAAGAUUCAAUUUUUUCAUGCGUUGGCUUUGUAGAUAGAUGCAUAAACGAAACCGUAUAAGAGGGAGCUGACGGGUAUGUUUGUGAUGAGAAUGUUGUGGUUAGCACUUAACACUUGAGCGGGGCUGGAUUUGAAAUUUCAGGGAUCAUAAACAUUUUUAAAUUAAUCUUAAUAAUUUAUUUUGAUAAUUUAGAAGUCACACCACUUAUUUCUCAUAUAGAAACAGAAACAUUAGACCCAAAUUUUUUUAAAAUAAUUUAAAUAAAAUACACCAUCUAUUAUAAAGUAAUUAUGAAAACAAUAUUAUACUACUAUAUUUAUUUCUAAACUAAUUAUAAUAUGAACCAAAUUAUUAAGAAGACAAAUUGCAAAAAAAAUGCUAAUAAUAUUAAUUAAACCACAUAAGAUAAAUAUUAUUCAAAUAAAAUGUCUCUUUAACACUAAACAACAUUGGAUUAAUUUAUAAAAUUUGUUUAAUCAAUUUAAAAUAAAUUUUCCGAUGUUGCGAAGUUUGGGGACCAACGAUCAUCCUUUUAUACCCAGAACCGGCCGUACACUUAUGCUCUGGAAACUAUUCAGGAAACUAAAACAACUUGGGAAAACCAUAUGAUCCAGAAAUCAAGACUUUUCUAAAUGAAACGAUUUUAGGUGUUGUAAAUGAUAACUUCUCUUCACUGGCGUUUAGAAAUGUACUUUUCGAUUUGGAGAUAUAUUGACUGAAAUUUUUGAUGGGAAGCGUUACGAGAGUCUAUAUAUGAAUUUUUAGGAAAGAAUAUACUCAUGUUUAUGAGAUUGAUUUAAAACACUCCACACGGAUGGAAGGAAAACAAUGAUGAUAGGAAGGUUGCAUAAUUAAAACAAUCAUGGCCGUAAAAUUUAACUUCUAUUUUUCUAUAAAGAAAAAAAGAUGACGAACACAGAAUCUAGGUUUGCUAUUUUUUGCCGACUAAAAUCUAGGCUUGCUAGUAUAUAUUGAUUUUUAUUAUAAAAAAAAAAGAGAAAGAAGAAGAAGAAGACGGCCUAUAUCUCUCUUACAAAUCCAAGGGGAAAACAAAACCCAAAUUAAAUAGUUUUGUCGGGAAAAGUAGAACAUGUCGAAGAAGAAAACGCCCUCCCUCGCCAUUUGGUUACUCUACCUCGGUUUACUUUGGUUCGAUUCAUUUCCCGGUUUAGAAGCAGCGACCGGAAAACUAGCAUCGAUACCAGGAUUAUACGUGUUUGGAGAUUCAUUGGUUGAUGCCGGAAACAAUAAUUACUUACCAAUUUCCAUAGCCAAAGCUAAUUAUCCACGUAACGGCGUCGAUUUUCCUAAAAAGAAAGCCACCGGAAGAUUCUCUAACGGCAAAAAUGCCGCCGAUGUUAUCGCUGAGAAAUUUGGUUUGCCAUUACCGCCGCCGUAUCGCUCACUGAAAGGCGCAUUAAAAGUCAAAAAUAGAGAAUCAGCGGCCUUGACCGGUUUGAAUUUUGCGUCAGGUGGAGCCGGGAUCUUCAACAGUUCGGACAAAAAACUUGGACAAUCUAUUCCUUUGUCACACCAAGUGGACGAUUGGUUAUCUAUUCAUAACGAAGUGACGGGUAAGCUUAGACCAGCCGAAGCACAGGUUCAUCUAUCCAAAUCUCUAUUCAUUGUGGUCAUAGGCAGCAACGAUCUUUUCGACUAUUAUGGAUCGUUCAAAACGCGAGAAAAGAACAAUCCUCAACAAUAUACCCGAUCAAUGGCUGAUAAACUCAAAGAGCAAUUGAAGAGAAUUCACGAAACUGGAGCACGUAAAUUCCUAGUAGUCGGAGUUGCACAGAUUGGUUGCAUACCGGGGAAUAGAGACACGGAAUCGGACCUCCACGAAUGCGACGAAGAGGCAAACAGGUCGUGCUCUUUGUACAACGAAGCUCUAGUUAAGAUGUUGCAACAACUCAAACAAGAAUUGCAAAACUCAAUGAGCUACUCUUACUUUGACAACUUCAAGUCGUUGCAGGACAUUAACUCCAACCCUGCCCGUUUCGGUUUUACUGAGGUGACAUCAGCGUGUUGUGGAAGUGGAAAAUUAAACGCGGCUAGUCAUUGUCAACCAAUUUCGAAGUUUUGUCCAGACAGAACCAAACAUCUCUUCUGGGAUCGCUUCGGUCAUCCCACGGAAGCUGCAUCUCGAACCUUCGUAGACCUUAUGCUAUCUAAUGAUUCACAAUACUCAUCUCCUCUGACUCUCACUCAACUGGCCUCUUCAUGAUGUUAAUAUGGGGCUUCGUUUUCCAAAGAUUAGAUCAUCAUAUAGAAAAUGGACUCUGAGAGUGGAGACUUCAAAUACAAAUCAAAGUAUAUAUACAUACUAAAUUUGUUAGCAAUCGAAUAAACUUUAUUAGUUUACUAGUGUUUCUCUCAAUAUUUUACUUGUCUAUUUUUUGUUAUUAAAGUUGCUAAUUUCUCAAUGUUUCAAAACAAUAUUGAAACUUUAAACAAAUGUAACUUUACACCCGGUUUAUCAGCCACAUUAAUUGGGUUGGUACUAGCCGCUCUUCUCCCAAACAUCGAGACAACUCCGAUCUCCACAGAUCUUGACGCCAGUGGUGCCUCUGGCCGUCGGCAUCUCCUUCUUCCCGGCUCCUUCUGCUACCGUUUCGCGCUUUCUUUUCGUCUUUGUCACCGUCAUCGUCACCCGCCUUUGCACCAUGGACUCUCUAUCCGCCUUCACUCAAAAGAGUAGGCACCGAAUCUACUUUGUUUGAGUACGAUCCCCCACCGGACCUCUGCCUUCCGCCUCUCUCCGCCGUGACCAAGCGCUGCAUUUCAUUGUUGUUACCCUUCGACUCUCUUCCGAAA
Brassica napus (rape) is the source of this 3687-nucleotide messenger RNA. Its product is annotated as GDSL esterase/lipase At5g55050. Gene Ontology annotation, molecular function: lipase activity. The record is from RefSeq and is a predicted model, not a curated record. The transcript has 5 exons. Lineage: Eukaryota; Viridiplantae; Streptophyta; Magnoliopsida; Brassicales; Brassicaceae. Gene Ontology annotation, biological process: lipid metabolic process. The coding region runs from base 1964 to 3097 and encodes 377 amino acids.